GCUGCAGUGGAUGAGUUGAUAGUUCUUGACUAGAAACAGCUAAAUCUUUUAAUAUAGACUAGCUGAGUAUACACUUCUAGGUCUUUAUACACUGGGUGAUUUGCUUGGUCAAGCAGACAUUCCAUCUGUUGUUUCAUUGUAAAGCAGAAUGAUGCAGAAAAGCAUCCCAAGCAACCUGGACUACAGGCAUACUCUGUUGAGGGCUUUUUAGUUCUGAGGAACAUACAAACUUCAUUCUACAUGGUUGGCAAAAAGGAUUUGGGUACUAGGAACGUGGAUGUUUGGACACAAGCUCUUUUUCAAAUGUGAUAUAAAACAUUACCCUACUGAAGAAUAUCCAGCUCUACAGAAGUGACAUGAACGCUACAGAUUGUACCCAUUCAUUGAUAUCACAAAGAGAUGUGGGCAAUUUGUCUGACUUGGUAGUCAGUCAAGUCUAUUACACGUAUCCCGAAAAAGCAUUUCUCCCACUUCAACGGGAAAUAUUAAUGUUCCUAUUUCCCACUCUGGCCUGUUUUAUUGCUGCCAUUUUGGUAACACCUCCAAUAUUGUUCUCCAUCUUUACAAACUUCAGUAUGCGUCAAGAAACUCGGUUCCUUCUCCUGGGGAAUUCUUUAAUUUUUGAUCUACUAUAUCUAUUUCUAUACACAGGACUCAGCAUCUACAACACAACAAGCAUGCAGAUCCCCAAAAAUAUUUGUGCUUUUCUCCUUUUCUCCCUGGCUGCAGCCUAUGGUGGUGGAGUCCUUACAGCAGCAGGAAUGGUGGUGGACACCUACUUGGCGAUAUUAUGGCCUCUGCAUUACAUGAUACUUCUACCUCCAUCAAGAACUAAGAAGCUUAUAACUUUCCUGUGGUUCUCCUCAUGCUUCUUUUCAGGAAUUGUGUUUUUAGUAUUGCACUUCACUCAGAAAACAGAUCCAUGCCAACCAGAAUACUGCUCUGUGCCUGUCAUACUUUUAAUGACAUUACAUGGGGACAAUACAAUCCGACUGUUUCAUAUUCUUUUUAUUGCUGUAUUUCUUUUAUGCUUUUCAACAAUCUUAUGCUGUUACUUAUUCCUGUGCUAUAAAACAAGAGAGAGUGGCUUAUGGAAGGGGGUUUAUUCUAGAGCCAAUGUCACAUUUUUGAUGCAUCACAUCAUAUUAGGGUCCUACUUCUGUCCACUUCUCCUUCUCUUGGCUGCAUCUCUCUUAUACUUAAAUCAAAUUAUAGAGCUAGAGACAGGAAUGCUGAUUACUUUAAUCAUCUGUGAUGUUCUGAUAGUCUUGCCAAAGGGUAUUUCUCCUUAUAUGUAUGGGUUUAGGUAUAGAGAGAUUUAUAGAUCACUUCGGCUAUUUUGUAAAUUCAAACAGCUUAAACUUGUAGUACCAGCUCAUGGCUUUACUUAGGAAAAGUUGGCGGUUUGUAAGAAAUAUUGGUAGAGUGGAAUUAUUCACUGGUUUUGUUUUACAACUCGGGUAUUGUAGCUCUGCUUUGCCAACCUUGGUGUCUAAUGUCUUGUCUCUAUGGCUUACCAUAAUAUAGUGUGCCAGUAAGACCAUCUUGUAACAGCCUUUGCAGGGAAAGCAGAUCAGAAGACUCAAACACAGAGAUCAUCCACUGGAGCCCUUUCAGACAUACAAGAAACCAGUAAACUAUUCCACUCAAAAGUAUGAGUUUGAGUUUUGAGAAACUGACCCUUUAAAUCCACACAGCUGGUAAACACCUUAAUAAUGUAAGUACUUUUCUAUUUAUAAUGAGGUGUCUCUGGUCUUAUGGUAAAUCUUUGUAGAUAAUUGAUUAUAGAUGCCAUCAUCUACUUGGGAUAUAUACUGUAUAAAUAAAAUGUAUAACUUGUAAAUAUACAGGCAGUACAUAAAAUGUCCUUAUCUAGGGAGGGUUUAGAACAUCACUUGCUCUCUGUCUCUUCCUAAUCCUUACCAUCCGUUGCCUAUGUCUAAUGCCCCUUUUACACUGAGGCAGUUUUCAUGCGUUCUACCGCUAAAAAUAGUGCCUGAAAACUGCCUCACGUUCAUUUGAAUGUGUGCUUUCAGUAGAAAAAGUCCUGCAAGCAGCAUCUUUGUUUGGAGCGCUGUAAAUAGCACUCCAAAAACACCCCUGCCCAUUGAAAUGAAUGGGCAGCGAUUUGAAAGUGCUGAAGAACGGGACAUUUUGGGGUUUUUGAAAUGUCACGUUAUCACGUCACCUUUAAAAAAGCAACUCGCUAGUGCCAGAAAAGUGCAGCUAAAAUGCAGCUAAAGCACCGCAAAAACAACCAGCAUGUCAGCGGCUGUUUUCGCAGCGCUUCAGUGUGAAAGGGGUCUUAGUGUUGACAGGGCAGGAAGUAAGGAAAGAUCUCACUGAUAAGGACACAGAGAACAAAAAUGUUGACACAUGUUUCCCACACUGUUGACAAUUAAAAAAAAAAUAGUUUUGGCUGGAGUUGGGGUAUUUUUACUGUUCAUCUCAGAAGAAUAUAAUUUCACCAUAAAAAAACUACAAAUUAACAUAAUAUCAUCAUGAUUGUUACUGGAGGCAAAUCAUUUAAGAGAUGUGUGAGAGAUGUGUGAGGUGGAAAAAAUUUCCCAACUUUAUAGAUGGAAGAAAAUAUAGAACACUAAUGCCCUGUACACACGAUCGGUUUGUCUGAUGAA
Rana temporaria (common frog) is the source of this 2636-nucleotide messenger RNA. RefSeq names its product probable G-protein coupled receptor 148. The transcript has a single exon. The coding region runs from base 357 to 1391 and encodes 344 amino acids. Gene Ontology annotation, biological process: G protein-coupled receptor signaling pathway. Gene Ontology annotation, molecular function: G protein-coupled receptor activity. The record is from RefSeq and is a predicted model, not a curated record. Gene Ontology annotation, cellular component: membrane. Lineage: Eukaryota; Metazoa; Chordata; Amphibia; Anura; Ranidae.